Spinacia oleracea (spinach) is the source of this 2810-nucleotide messenger RNA. Its product is annotated as protein NETWORKED 2A. Bases 45 to 2810 code for a protein of 921 amino acids. The record is from RefSeq and is a predicted model, not a curated record. NCBI's taxonomy places the organism in Eukaryota, Viridiplantae, Streptophyta, Magnoliopsida, Caryophyllales, Amaranthaceae. Gene Ontology annotation, molecular function: actin binding. The transcript has 2 exons.
CACAAGCAUACGAGAAAACAAAAAGGAAGUAAGAGAAGGGAAAGAUGCUGCAUAGGGCAGCAACAAGUGCAUAUUCAUGGUGGUGGGCUAGCCAUAUUCGAACGAAACAGUCGAAAUGGCUCGAGCAGAACCUCCAAGAUAUGGAGGGGAAAGUACAGUUCAUGUUAAAGAUCAUAGAACAAGAAGGAGACUCAUUUGCAAAAAGGGCAGAAAUGUAUUACAAAAAAAGACCAGAACUCAUACAAUCAGUAGAAGAAUCAUACAGAGCAUACAGAGCACUAGCAGAAAGAUUUGAUCACAUAUCAAAAGACUUACAGUCUGCUAACAGAGCAAUUGCUGCUGUUUUUCCUGAACAAGUUCAAAUGUCUGUUGAAAGUGAUGAAGAAGACAGUUUAACAGGCUCAACUUCUUCACCUUCACCAUCACCUGAUCGUUUAACUACGAAGAACACGUCCCCUAAAAACUUCCCGAAAGCUCCAAAACCUCCAACUCCUAGGUCAAAGAACGCGAAAGCACAAGCUAUGUUAGCUUCUAGAAGAGAACAACUCAGGAAAAAUCUGAGUACUACUGGUACUGUAUUGACAGCAAAUUCAGGGUUAAGUAAAAAGGAAGCAUUUAAGGAAAUUGAUAACUUUGAAAAAGAGAUUUUGGUGAUGCAGACUGAGAAGGAGUUUAUGAAGAGUAAAUAUGAGAGUUCAUUGGCUAAGUUUUUGGAGUUGGAGAGUAAGAUUACUGAAUCACAGACAAAAGUUUGUAAUUUGCAGGAUGAGUUUGGGUUUGGUGCUGUGAUUGAGGAUUAUGAGGCGCGUACUUUGAUGGAGGGUUCUGCGUUGAGUUCAUGCGCGAAGGUGUUGGCCAAUUUGCAGGAGGAACAAGAAAGGUCUAUAUUUGAGGUUAAGGAAGAGUAUAAAAGGAUUAAAGAAGCUCAUGAUAGGAUUGAAGAUCUGAAAAAACAGUGUGGGAGUAAUAAUAAUAAUGAUGCAGAGAAUUGUGAAGAAGAUUUGGUUUGGGGUUCGGGUUUUAAAGAAACGCUUGCUGGAAUCGAGGGAACGGGAAAUGUAGAUGAAUUAAGGGAGAAAAUUAAAGAACAGUUGAAGUAUAACUCUAGUAAAGCUUUGACUGAACCAGAAAUGGCAGAAAAUAUUGAUAAUUUGGUGGAUAAAGUUGUUUGUUUGGAGUCAACAGUUUGUUCACAGAACGCGUUGGUGAAGAGGUUGAGAGAUGAGAUUGAUGGACUUUUUCGGCAUAUUAAGAGUUUUGAAGAACAGAAAGAAGAAUUACAGGAAGAUUCUGUUAUGAGAAAAAGGUUGAGAGAAUUGGAAGAUGAACUUGUGAAAAUUAAAAGCUAUAACAAAGAAGUUGCUGAUAAAAAGAACAGUAUUGUUUUAGAAAUUACUGGUGCUAGUUGUAAUCUUGAUCAUUUACAGGAAAAACUACAUGAUGUUAAGCCAUUUGAAGGGGUUGUUAAAUCUGAACAAGAAGUUGCAGAGAUAAUUCAGAAAGAACAACAGAAUCAUUCAGAAAAAGAAAAUAGUUCAGAAAAGGAGAAUUAUUGCAGUGAUUCUGAGAAUCAUCAAAAUGAGGUGAUGAUGAAAGAGGUAGCAGAAGAAGAGGAAAGCACAAUUGAGACUGAAUUGCAAUUAGGGGGGGAAGAAGAUGGGAUUAAUUGGAGGCAACUUUACAUGAACAAUAUGGAGGAAAGAGAGAGGAUUUUAGUAGAGGAAUAUACCGUGAUUCUUAGGGAUUAUAAGGAUAUGAAGGUGAAACUUAGUGAAAUGGAGAAGAAAAGUAGGGAUAAUGUUUUUGAAUUGGCAACUCUUGUGAAGGAUUUAAGGGAUACAAAUGAUGCGAAAGAUGAGGAAAUUCAAGUUCUGCGGAAAAAACUUAGUGCUUUUGAAGGAAAUGGUGAUGAUGAAGUUACACGUUCGGUGGAAAAAUGUGAUAUCAAACCAGAAGAAGAAGAAGAUAGGAGUGACAACAAAGAGAUCAUCAAAAGUAGUAGCAGUGAUCCAGAAAGGAAGCCGCUUUUCCAUCAUUUGUAUGGUCCAGACGGGUUAAUCAAUGAAAACGAAGAUGAAAAUGAAAAUGAGAAAGAAAAUGAGAAUAAGGUUACUGAAAGUAGAGUAAAGAUAAAGGAAGUUUCUAGAACUGAAAACAGGUUUAGAGCAGAACUUGAUAAUUUACUAGAAGCAAACCUUGAUUUUUGGUUAAGGUUCAGUACUGCGUUUCACCAGAUUAGAAAGUUUCAGACUUCGAUCAAAGACCUGCAAACAGAGUUAUCAAAGUUAAAGAAACAAGGAACUGAUCAUCUGUUACAAUAUCAAGUGAAAUCUGAUGCAAGACCUUUAUACAAACAUUUAAGAGAAAUUCAGACUGAACUUACAUUAUGGUUAGAACACAGUGGAGUAUUUCAGGAGGAAUUAAGAGGUAGAUUUUCAUCAUUAAACAACAUACAGAAGGAAAUUACACAAUUAUGGAGCACUAAUACUAAACAAGAAUUGAGUGAUUAUCAAUCAGCAAAGUUUCAAGGUGAGAUUCUGAACAUGAAGCAUGAAAACAGUAAAGUUGCUGAGGAAUUACAGGCCGGUGUUCAGCGUGUUAAAGCACUUAAAUUUGAGACAGGAAAGGCUUUGAUGAGGUUAGAUAAAGAGUUUGGUGUUUCUGACUUGAAGUUUUGUUUGAUGAAUCCUUCUGUAAAGCCAAGAAUUCCGUUGCAUACUUUUUUGUUUGGAAUUAAGCUUAAAAAGCAGAAGAAAUCACCAGCACAGUCGAUAUUCUCAUGUGUCACCAGCCGAACAUUGUCAACGUAG